UUUAAUGAAGUUGGCCUGGUCACUCAAGAGGGGAUUAAAGGAGAAUUUAGUGUCACUGAGCUGUGACUGCUGAAGAGGGAACUCAAGUGUUCGGGUCAGUGUGUGAACAGGAUGGUCUCAGUUCAGAGCUGCACCAGGAGGAAUAUGGCUGGCUCUCCUCCUGCUUUACCGGGCUUCGGGAAUUCGGGAAAGAGUUUUCUUAUUGACAAUCUGCUGCAGUCACAGACACCUUCAGCCUGUCCGGAAGGGACAGUAGGUGGACACCUGAGACUAGCAGCAUGUGAACGUCCGAGGAGAACCUGGGGCUCUGAGCACGGAGCCUACCAAAGCCAGGCCCACAGUCCCCAGCAGGUGAAAGACUUAGGACAACUUCUGCCACAUUCAGGUGUACUGAGCAGUGUUUUCCUUCGGAGCCCGCAGUAUCUGCUGGCAUGCUGUGGUGGGUCCAGCCCCCCUCCUGUCUUCUCCAAGGGAGCAAAUAUUCAAAUGUGGUCUGCUGAUGUAAGUCCUAAAUCACGCAGAGGGAUCCUUAGAAGGGCUGUGUUCUCUGAAGAACAACGGAAGGAGCUGGAGAGAACUUUUCGGAGACAAAAAUACAUCAGCAAGACAGACCGGAACAAACUGGCAGCUGAUCUCAGCCUCAAGGAAUCACAGGUGAAGAUUUGGUUCCAGAAUCGUCGAAUGAAGUGGAGGAACUGCAAGGAGAAGGAGGUUCAUAACACUCGCUCCCCAAUGGACGAGCUCAUGGCUCAAGGUCUCGCUCAGGAAGAGGAAGAAUCAUCACAGAAUCACACUGAUGCAAAAACAGAGCGAUCGCCACCACAGAAGAGUGUCAAGGACACAUGAAAGUAUGUGAGAGAAAAAUAAACUGAUAACUCUCAAAUUCACAAAAACUUGUAAGAAGACUUCAGUAUUUGGAGGGAGUUAAAAAUGUGGGAUCUAGUCUAUUAAGACUAACACUGAUAACAUUCACUUUUCAAUGCAUGUAACUGUUUUGCUGCAUCAUAAAUGUAAUUAGGUUCAGCUGCUCAUUCAAUCAUCUUAUUGCAUUUCAGUGGCUUCAGUAAGCAAUUUAUUGGUACACUGACUAGACUUUCCAGGAAACAAUCCCACUCAUCAAUUGUAAUUGCAAUCAGUUAAAGGCACAAAUGAGUCACGUCAUUUCAUUAAUUACAUAUCUUCCUUUUUUUUUUACUUUUCAUGUUUUGGUGAGAUCUGGUCAGACACAAAUACUCUGCACACAAUCAAAAACCUUUUUGAAGUUAAAUUUCACCUGGUAUAUUUUGUAAAUAUUUCUGUAAUGAUCUUGAAUGCAUAGAUCAAUUGUAAAUAAAGCGUUUGAAUGAA
This is a messenger RNA of Dicentrarchus labrax (European seabass), 1347 nucleotides long. It is a transcript of the gene dbx2, whose product is annotated as developing brain homeobox 2. Lineage: Eukaryota; Metazoa; Chordata; Actinopteri; Moronidae. The transcript is spliced from 4 exons. Gene Ontology annotation, molecular function: DNA-binding transcription factor activity, RNA polymerase II-specific; DNA binding. The coding region runs from base 112 to 846 and encodes 244 amino acids. The record is from RefSeq and is a predicted model, not a curated record. Gene Ontology annotation, biological process: regulation of transcription by RNA polymerase II.